Molecule: messenger RNA, 1731 nt
Organism: Closterium sp. Yama58-4
Lineage: Eukaryota; Viridiplantae; Streptophyta; Zygnematophyceae; Desmidiales; Closteriaceae
Source: the annotation of a GenBank genome assembly
AUGCUGACUCCGCCACUAGAUGUGAGGGUGCAGUUCGGCAUUCUCGGGGCUAUUUCACGAGUUACCAUUCUCGGCUCCGCGUCGCUAACAGAUCAGCGUGAUUGGGCGGGAACGGCAGUCGCGCUGGGAUACCAUGGCGUCGCGUUCAACGUCUUUAAGGGGCCCAACGAGAAGGUCGAGCCGCGCGAGCGGUGCGGCGUGAAGGCGGUUCCGAUGGACUUGCUGCAGGCGACUCGAGAGAGAGUGCGGCUCGCGCUGAAAGGAGCACAGCCCCUUCUAGACGAUAGCCCGUCAUUCACGCAGCUAGUGCGCAUAACAGCAACGGUGGAGGAGGGCGGCCCUGAGGUGAUAGCAGAGCGCCUGCCCACGGUGGUGGGGAUGGGAUAUGAUCUAGCAGCCGUGCAACCCUUAAGCAAUGACAGCUUUCUGUCUGCCUGCUUCAACAGCAAGGCAGACAUUGUUUCUUUUGACGUGUCCUGCUUCGUGCCUAGCCGACCCUCCCCUGCCGCCGUCAAAGCAGUGAUGCAGGCUGGUCGGGUGUUUGAGUUCUGCUACGGACCUGCCUUGAAGGAUCGCUCCUUACUGGCACCCCUGCUACAGGGCAUCAAGGAGGUCUCUGAGGUGACACGUGGCAAGAGCUUGAUACUAUCCUGUGGUGCCACAUCAGCACGACAGCUGAAAAGGCCUGCUGACGUGGCGGCCUUACUGGCACUGGCGGGACUGACACGUCAUCAGUUCCGCAUCAUCUUGUCUGUCACUCCUAAGAAGCUUCUGGCUCGUGCUGAGGCAAGGAGGCAGCAGAACCAGCAGCAGCGGUCCUGUGUGACCAUCCAUCUAUUAUCGCCAACACCGCAAGCGGCAGCUGUCAGACUGUGGACGGCGCCCCGGUUCGUGUUUGAUAUCCUCACUUCUGAAAGUUCUCAAAAGUGGCACCAGAUACCGCUGCCUCACCAAUGCCCCACCAAAUGUUCGCAUUGUACUGAUAAGGCUUUUGGAGGAGGUGGGGGUGUAGCUUCGGGGAAGGGAGGAGGUAAAGUUGGUGUUAAGAUCGGCGGUGGGAAUGCAAUCUCUGAUAUUGCACAUAUGGAUCGGAGCAGCAGCGGUGGUGGUGUUGGUGCUGCUGGGUGGGGAGCCGUAUGGGAGGGAGACAGCAUCGGCAUGGCAUCGGCUGCUGCUCUCACCAGCCACGUGGCGACAGCGUGUGUGACUCCUUCUGCCAGCCUGUCAUCGCGCUCAUCCAACGCGGUGUCAGCGAAACCACUAGGGUUACCACUGCUUCAUGCAUCGAAGCAGCAGCAGCGGCAAAGCAAAGCCGUUCAACGGUGCGUGGUGGUGAGAGCAGCAGCGGAGGAGGAAGGCGCCGCAGCCGCCGCCGCGGAACCCGCCAAGGGCGGCAUUAAACGGGAAGAGGAGAAGUUUGCAGUGAUCAACACGGGCAAGUGGGAGUGCAAGUCGUGCGGGUACAUCUACGAUCAAUACAAAGGCGAUCCAUCUUAUCCUGUUGCCCCGGGUGUGGCUCUCACGGAGCUUCCUGACGACUGGCUGUGCCCCACGUGUGGGUCGGCGCCUUCUUCAUUCGGCAGCCUAAGCAAGGAGCUAGCAGGGUUCGCCCAGAACCAGGCCUACGGGCUGGGAGGCAACUCCCUCACCUCGGCUCAGAAGGGCCUUCUCAUCUGGGGCUCGAUUGGAAUGGCUUUCUUGGGUUUCGUUUCUGGGUACUUCCUGGAGUAG